This is a messenger RNA of Austrofundulus limnaeus, 2316 nucleotides long. It is a transcript of the gene lrif1, whose product is annotated as ligand dependent nuclear receptor interacting factor 1. The transcript has 3 exons. The record is from RefSeq and is a predicted model, not a curated record. Gene Ontology annotation, molecular function: nuclear retinoic acid receptor binding. Lineage: Eukaryota; Metazoa; Chordata; Actinopteri; Cyprinodontiformes; Rivulidae. Bases 356 to 2251 code for a protein of 631 amino acids. Gene Ontology annotation, biological process: regulation of DNA-templated transcription.
GCAUGACGUCAUUCACAGGCCCAGUUCGUUUGAUCAAAAGCGUAGAAGAAGACAAGCAUCAACACACAGGUGCUACAAGAGAAGCUAACGUAAAAAAAAAUCCGUUUAAAAUGAAAAACGCGAGAAUUACAGACGACAGCAGCAAUCAGUCCGAUGAAGAGUCGUUUCUGGAAAGAUAGAGACGGAAACAACAAUGGCGGUGUUUUUUACGUCUUUACGUUUCCAACGGGACCUCACAUAGAACUCAGCACAUAGUCGGGGCCAGCUUCCAGGAAUUAUCCUAGCCUCUUUAAUGUGAAAUUUUCAGGAUUUUACCCAAAAUUAUCCGGAGAUAAACGGUUUGAGGAGAAACAACAUGGACGCUAUCUACAGUAGGACCAGCGUGUUCUACCAGGCGAUGCCGGCUGUUGGAGCUGAUGGAAAGAACAUCAUGAAGCUGAUYCCGGUCAAACGGGUCAACGGACAGUUUUAUCAGUCUGAGUCGCCACAAAGAGACGUCUCCAUCUACAACCACGUCUCACCUGUUCACACGGCUCAUAAGAGCGCCGUGACGCUGCCGAACAAUCAUCAGUUCAKCAGGAAGCAGGUUUCUGCUGCGAACGCCUCGUCCAAUCAGGUCCAUCCUGCWCAUCGGGACUCAGAGGGUCCGCCUCAGCAGCAGGGGCCCAGUUUAACAGCCAGACUUCCUCAGGCCSUGGUCCCUUCACCGGGACCGCCGCAUCAGCUUCCUGUGACGGUGAAAUCUCCAGCCCUCCCCAGAGGACAGUUCCUGAAGACGCCCCCCAACGCACCGGUCCAGAGAGUCCCGGCGUCCCAACUGUCCCCGGAAAUCAAAGACCAGGUCUUUACGUCUUCCAGCAGCUCCGCCUCGCCGACGGUGGUCUACGUGUCCCCCGUAACCACMGUGGAUCCAGGUGCGCCCGGACCACCCGAACGCCCGUCGAACACCAAGACAGGUGGGUCCCCUUCCACCGGAGCCAAACCACGGCUGAAACUGGUCCCCAAGUUCUCAGCCAGACCCCACAGUCCCAUCAGGUGGGUGUUAGAAGGAGCGGAGGGUCCUCCGUCGCAGACCCCUCACAGACAGACAGAAAACGCUCUGGUGGUCUUCGACGGGAGGGUUUUCUUUGUGGCCAAUAAGAACGGCUUGUCCUUAAAGUCCACCGCAGCGGGACAAACCGCCAUCCCCCCAUCCCCCGACCCCCCGGCGCCUCCAGCAAGUCGGGACAGGCGAGGUCCGAGCGACUCGCAGGAUGUGAUCGACCUGUGCGGCGACGACGACGACGCUCAGAAGGACACGCCCCCGCAAGCUCCGCGCCCCCGUCCGGACGAGGACAACGUCAUCUUCGUCUCGUACAUCCCUCCGAAACCCGACUCCGUACGGACGGUCCCGCCCGAGGUCCCGGCUCAGGGAGAYGGGGGACAGCGGGGGACGCUGGUCUGCAGAGAGACGGAUCUUUGUCGUCCAGCUGGGAGACAGCGCAGCGUCCCAGACYUGCAGCUGGACACGCAGACAGGAAGUCCUGCAGGUCCCAGCAGAGAGGAGGAGUCUGCUCAAACAGCACCGAAGUCUGAACUUCCUGCUCCCAGCCGGACGUCUCCAGCAGCACCAGAACCGGGUCAGAGGUCGGACCCCCAGCUGAGGAAGAUGUUUGGGAUCACAGCUGAGGUGAAGAUUUACCUGCAGCAGGUGGACGGAGCAGCAGCAGCCGGCUGUGUCUCUGCACACUCCAAAACCCCGUCCCCCCGGGACUACUGCGGUCCAGGUGGACUUCCUGGACUUUCCAAACCGAACCCAGAACCUCCGUCGUCCCUGGAGAGCUGCCGCUCURCUCUGAGGCGGUCCUCUGAAGCUCAGGCUGUGAUUGGUUACAUGGAACCAAUAGAUGAAGACAUCUCCGAUGAAAGCGAGGCCCGGUCCAAACCCAAGACCAAACCCGUCCCAGCGGAGACGCAGACGUGCGUGGACACCAGGAGGGUGGGGAGGACCAGGAAGCGCACCCUGUGUCCCUGCUGCGUCCCCGUCGCUCUCCAUCCCGCCGUCAAGUUGGGCCUCCGGCUGGAGGAGCUGGAGGGGUGGACGUUCGUCUCAGAGCAGACGGCGAGACGAGCGGGACGGACUAAAGCGUCCAGGAAAGACGGACGGACGUCUGCAAAGGUCCGCUACAAGAACUGCAAGAUCCACAAAGACCCGGGAGGACACGGUUUGUCCUCGACGUCUGUGGACUCAUUCAAAACAAWUUCAGGGUAAAAAAAACUGACCUGAUGAACUGUGGGGAUAGAAUUUAAUAAACAAAAUUAUCUUUCAGAACAAAA